Messenger RNA from Rhinichthys klamathensis goyatoka, 2407 nucleotides. RefSeq names its product claudin 10e (gene cldn10e). The transcript has 5 exons. The record is from RefSeq and is a predicted model, not a curated record. NCBI's taxonomy places the organism in Eukaryota, Metazoa, Chordata, Actinopteri, Cypriniformes, Leuciscidae. Bases 273 to 1220 code for a protein of 315 amino acids. Gene Ontology annotation, cellular component: plasma membrane; bicellular tight junction. Gene Ontology annotation, biological process: cell adhesion; bicellular tight junction assembly. Gene Ontology annotation, molecular function: structural molecule activity.
UAAGCAUUCUCUCUGUCCUCCAUAAACUUACAAACAAGACCCUGGGAACAUGGAGAGUCAACCAUUCACAUCAGCACAAAACAGAAGUGAUUUACUGACCUGCCAGGGCAAGAGAUCCUCACGAGGAAACAGUCGAAUGGAUCACAGACUCACAUGAUAAUGCAAAUGACAGGCAGAGAUGCUGGAAGUGACAAAGUGUUGAGAACUAAGAAAGGCUAAAGUGUAAGGUAGGUCGAUCAGAUAGACGUCUCAGAGUGUGAACCAGAGCAAAGAUGAAGAUCCGUGCUAUGCAGAUCUGGGGAUUCCUGUUAGCGGUCCUGGGCUGGAUCUUUGUCUCCUGCUCCAUGGCCAUGGAAGGCUGGAAGAUCUCCUCUAUCGGAGGGCAGGGUGGGAGCUCCAUCAUAUCCGUGGGCUGGUACUGGUCCAGUCUGUGGAGGGCCUGCUUCACCGACUCCACUUCCACAUCCAACUGCUACGACUUCCCUGUGCUGUGGUCCGUGGAAGGUUACCUUCAGAUCGUGAGGGCUCUGCUGAUGUCUGGGAUGGCUGUCGGAAUGCUGGGAUUUAUCCUGAGUCUUGUAGGGAUGGAAUGCACUUACAUUGGAGGAAAAGACAAGGAGAAGAACCGAGCCGUGUUCACAGGAGGCAUCUGUCAUGUAACCAGCGGUAUGCUGGCUGCCUCUGGUUAUGCCGUUUACGCUCAGAGUGUUUCUGCAGAGUUCUUCAACCCCAGAUUUGAUGGAUUGGAAUUUGACUUGGGAACUCCAUUGUUCCUUGGAUGGACAGGAUGUGCUUUUCAGAUCACUGGAGGGAUUUUCUUCCUAGUUUCAGUCCGCAAGGUCUGGUCUCAGACUUACAGCAGUGCACCAGCUCUCAGCGUUCCUGUUGUGGAGAGCAAUGCCAUCCAUUCUUCUCACGCAAAUAUUUCCAUCAUAUCUGAACUCUCUACAAAAUCCAACAUAUCAGCCAUAUCUGAGCUCUCCUCAAAGUCUGAAACAUCACCUUCGUCAAAUGUUCCAUCAAAUACCACCUCCAGAACUGGACGUCCCUCAAGAUCGCGGCACUCUGAUAAAUCAAGAGGCUCUGUCAGAUCAGAAGUGUCACGGUCAGUGAGCUCCUCACGGUCCUCAAUGAUCAGCAGAUUACAUUUAAACAGCAAGAAAGUAUCCUCUCCAUCUGGAGCCACUACACAUCUCUUCAGCAAGAACUCUUACCUCUGAAACAUUGAGCUUAGCCUUAGAUUAUUGGAUCUGAAAAAAACACUAGUUCAGGAAAAAACACAUUGGAAAUUACUUUUAACCAAACGUCUCAGGUUGCGUAUGCAACCCGGUUAACUGAGAAGGGGAAUGAGACACUGCUUCUUUAAAGGGAACGGCGUCAGUAUGAAUGGUGUCUGAAGCAUGUGUACAAGCCAAUAUUCAUUGGCAGACGGCAGUCCGUGACGUCACACACAGAGCGCCUGUGCGUAUACAAUUAUUUUGUCUGAAGGAGAAGCGCAGGCAAGCCUGAGGCAUGGCAACGAGACACAGCAUCUCUAUCCUCUUCUCAGGGAACCUGGUUGCAUUCGAAACCUGAGACGUUCCCUUUCGAAGUGGAACUUCAAUGCUGCAUCUUGGUGUUGACUCUAUGGGCAACCAAUACCAACUAUGCCAUGCUGAAGGAAUGCCUGCCUCACUGAGCUGUGAUUGUGUACAAGCAGAGUGGGCAUAGCACUAAAUGACUCUACGGGCCGGAGUCAAGAGCGCGUCAACCCCAAGGGCGCAUCCUAUGCUACUUGAAUAGUGGCAUCACUCCCAGUCAGAGUGCACAAAUGCUAGUGCACCUUACUCCCUGUCUCUGCGGGACAGGCCUCAAACUAGAGCCCCAAGCAGAGCUGCAGGGGAAUACACAACAUCGCCUCUCGGGCAUGCCUCUUAGGGGGCAGUCCACCAAAGGGAGCCUGCGAGGUCCUAAAAACCUCAGUAAUCAGUACUAUCAGACUGAAAUAUUGAGAAAGGCACCGGACAAAGAGGGAACUGCUACUUGUUUUUCUAAAAUGCAAUCCACCUCUACUCUGUCCCAGCUACCACCUUCAGUAUUGCUACCCAUCCCAAGAAGAGAACAUAUCCCUACCCAGUUAUGAUUGGGGAGCGCGGCAAAGAAGAAAAUUGGAUGCAUAUGCAACCUACUUCAAUUCUCCUUUACCAAGCUCAUACACUGACUUGAGUAAAGACACUUCCAAAGCCUGCUAUAGGUUGAGAAUUCAAAAGCCACACUAUAGUAGGUAUGGCUAUAUCCCCACCCUAAGGUGAGCGCAUAUCUCUACUUCAAAUCCAACCAUAGUUGGGGAGGGAGGUAAAUGAAAUGGAAGAAUGCUUGCAGACUGCCUCCCAUAUUUUCAUUUAGCUUACCUCAACCCUAAGGAGGU